GUUGCCGGUGUUGCAGGAACUCCCGCCAUUUUUCAAUCAGCUAUAAACAGUCUUGUUUGUUUAUGUAAUUAACGCCCCAAAAUCAGAAUCUACGCGGUUCACAAUCUGUGCGGACAAGGGAGUGUAAAGUCGUUCUGGCCCGGAGAUUCGAGUGCAACACGGACCCGAGCGGUUUAUGAAAGCCCGCCAUACCCGCUCUGACGGACCGCCUCCGCCGCGUUUCGCGCUUUCAACCCCGGCAUUCGGGAGCUUCCGUUCACUCCUUCAUAAACACUCUUACAGCCAGAUCACCAUGACACAACCGCUUCCCGAACCAGCGGAUUUCCCCGAGGACAUGUAACUGACCAAUUUAGCCGUAGUUUUGUUUGUUUUGUUUUCACGCGCUUCAUCAAGAAGUCGAGCGUCGCGCGCUAGCCUAGCUCAGUCGCUACGCCGUCAACGUGCAGAUUUCGCGGGAUAUUUAGUUCAAGACAUCGACGAGCUCUUUUGGUACUUUAAUUUACCGACAUAUCCGUGGUUGCAGCAGCAGUAGCCCACGAUGGCACCGUUGUUGGGUCGAAAGCCGUACCCGUUGGCUAAGCCGCUGUCGGAGCCGCCGGGCCCUGGAGAGGAGGUGUUCAUCAUCGAGCACACUAAAGAGGCCUUCAGGAACAAAGAAGAGUAUGAAGCUCGAUUACUUCGGUAUGGAGAGAGGAUAUGGACGUGCAAAAGCACUGGCAGCAGCCAGCUCACACACAAGGAGGCCUGGGAAGAGGAACAGGAGGUCACAGAGUUGCUUCAGGAGGAGUAUCCAGUGUGGUUUGAGAAGCCAGUUCUGGAGAUUGUGCAUCAUAACACAGUACCUCUUGAUAAGCUAGUGGACCUGGCCUGGGUGGAGAUUCUCACCAAAUAUGCUGUUGAUGAGGAGUGCGACUUUCUGGUUGGCCAGGAGAAAAGUUUGCGUGUGAAAAUAGUGAAGAUUCAUCCACUCGAGACCCCACCUGAGGAACAUGUGGAGAAAAAGAUGGAAGGAGCUUGUGAUUCACCUUCUAGUGAUAAAGAGAAUACCAGUCAGGAGAACCUGAAGAAGGAACCACAGGCCAAAGAGGAGGAGAGCAGGAGAGAGAGCCUCUCUGACAGGGCACGUCGCUCACCCAGAAAACUCCCCACCAGUAUGAAAGAAGAGAAGAAGAAAUGGGUGAUGCCCAAGUUUUUGCCCCACAAGUAUGAUGUCAAACUCCUCAAUGAAGACAAAGUAAUCAGUGAUGUCCCAGUAGACAGCCUUUUCAGAUCUGAGCGGCCGCCCAACAAAGAAAUCAUGCGCUACUUCAUCAGACACUACGCAGUGAGGUUGGGCUUGGGAGAGAGCGCCCCCUGGGUGGUGGAGGAUGAAUUGGUGAAAAAGUUCAACCUGCCAAGCAAAUUUAGUGACUUUUUACUGGACCCACACAAGUUUUUGGCAGAAAAUACUUCAACUAAGAGGAAAAGCAUGAGCUCAGUGGAAGGUAAACCCAAUAAGAAGCAGAAGAUGGGAACAGACGGAGAGCAAGGCAAUGUAAAAGUGGAAAAAAAAAAGAAAAAGGUCUCCCAGAACAUACCACUUAGCCCAACCCUCUGGGGACAUUUGCAGGCGAAGAAAGUUAAUGGAUCCCCUUUAAAAAUGAAAAACUCAGGUACAUCCAAGAAAUCUGAGGAUGACAACAUCCUCGGCACACCAAAAUCUAGCAAAAAGCAGGGAGACAAGAAACCCACUGAUGCCAAAAAGAGUCGCAAGAGUGGAGGUGCCAAGACUCCCAAUAGCCAGAAGGCCACCAAAAAAGAGGAGAAAAGCUCUGGAAGCUCCAAGAAACCUAAAAUGAAGCAGAUGACCCUUUUGGAUCUUGCUAAAAGCCCAUCUGCUUCAGAAAGCCCAAAAAAGCGAGCACGGAGUUCAAGUGCUGGAACCCCCAAGCUGGGCAAACCUUUGCCUCCUAUGGCCUUGCAUCUCCUUCGCUUUUACAAGGAAAAUAAAGGCAAAGAGGACAAAAAGAACACACUGUCCUCACUGGCAUCUAAGGCGGCAAAAGCACUCUCUGUAGAAGAUCGCAACCGACUGCCAGAGGAGCUGAAAGAGAUUGUGCAGAAGCGCUGGGAGUAUCUUGAGCAGAAACGCCGCUGGGCCCUCAUGAGUGAAGAAGAGAGGCGGCAAGAAAUUAAACAGAAACUUCGUGAUAAAGCAAAAGAGCGAAGGGAGAAGGAAAUGCAGAUGAGACGGGAGAUGUCACGGCGUUACGAAGACCAGGAGAUUGAAGGCAAGAUUCUGCCAGCAUUCCGUUUGUACGACAUGCCUGAAGGGAUGCCCAAUGCCCUCUUUGGCGACAUCGCCAUGGUGACUGACUUCCUUCAUUGUUUCGCUGGCCUGUUGAUGCCAGAUGAUCAGUAUCCAAUCACCUCUGUUGCUCUAACGGAGGCAUUAGCUGGAGAGAAAGCAGGUUUCCUCUACUUGAACCGUGUUCUAGUGGUGCUUCUUCAAACGCUGUUGCAAGAUGAGUUGGCAGAAGGAUAUAGUGAACUGGACAUGUCAUUGUCAGAGAUCCCGUUAACAAUGCACUCUGUAUCAGAGCUGGUGCGACUGUGCUUGCGACCGUCGGAUGCACACGAAGGUGACGAGAGCAUUCACAGCUCCGAUAACUGGCCAACUGCCGGUGGCUAUGAUGACGUGGUGAGCAGUGAGUUCUUGGAGAAGCUUGAGACGUCAGAGGUGUUUGAACUGACCCCUCAGGAAAAGGUUAGCCUGCUGGUGGCACUUUGUCAUCGUAUCCUCAUGACCUAUUCAGUGGAGGACCACGUUGACGCUAUGCAGCAGCGAUCGGCUGAGCUGUGGAAGGAACGACUCGCCACACUCAAAGAGGCCAAUGACCGUAUAAAGGCAGAGAAGCAGAAACGCAAAGAGCAGAUGGAGAUGAAAACUGAGGUGAAGGCAGAUGGAAGUAGUGAAGGACCGGUCAAGGCAGAAAAGAAGAAAGAAGCAAACGUGAAGAAAGAACAGAAAGCGGCAAAGGUGAAGGUCGACCCAGAGCCUGAGGACUUGAUCAGCACAGUGAAAAGCAGACGCUUGAUGUCCAUUCAAGCCAAAAAAGAAAAAGAAGAGCAGGAACGGCUAAACAAAGAGCGUAUGGAAAAGGAGGCAGAGGAGGAGAGAAUCAGGAGGCAGAAAGUGGCGGCAGAAAGAGCCUUUCAGGACGGCAUUGCUAAAGCAAAGCUGGUCCUGAGGAGAGGACCACUGGGUACAGACCGCAAUCACAACAGGUACUGGCUGUUCUCUGAUGUGGUUCCAGGACUGUAUAUUGAGAAGGGCUGGGUACAUGAGAGUAUAGACUACACGUUCACCCUUCCUCCGGAGGAGCAGCCUGUGCAAACUGAGGAAGAAGCCAAGAAACAGGAAGAAGUGAAGAAAGAGGAAACAGAAGAUUGCGAGAAAGAGGAGGAGGGCAGCAUAGCCAGUGCUUCUAAUGAAAAUGGCCAGCAGGUGGUGCCAGUGCCUGAGACUUGCAUUGAGACCUCUGUGCCCAAACAAGGCCAAAACCUCUGGUUUGUGUGUGACACUCCCAAAGACCUUGAUGAACUAAUAGAGAGUCUGCACUCACAGGGAGUACGCGAGUGUGACCUUAAAAUGAGACUGCAGCUCAAAUACCAGGACAUUUUGCACUCCAUCCAUCUGACGAAGAAAGGUAACCCUGGCCUGAAGGCCUGCGACGGACACCUGGAACUGCUGAAAUUCUUGCGUAGUGACCUCAUCGAGGUGGCCUCUCGUUUGCAGAAAGGAGGCCUGGGCUACAUGGAAGACGUCUCUGACUUUGAGGAGAGGGUGAAUCAGUUGGAGAAACUGCAGGACUUCGGCGAGUGUUUGAUCACCCUUCAGGAGAGCGUGAUCCAGAAGUUUGUGCAGGGCUUUAUGGCGCCUACAGAGAAAAAGAAGACUGGCGAGGAAAGCACGUCUGCAGAGGAGGUGGACGAUCAGAAGAGACUGGCUGAGGAGGCCAGGGUAGCGACAGCAGUGGAGAAGUGGAAAGCUGCUGUCCGUGAAGCUCAGACAUUCUCUCGCAUGCAUGUGUUGCUUGGCAUGCUGGACGCAUGUAUCAAAUGGGACAUGUCUGCCGAGAAUGCCCGCUGCAAAGUGUGCCGCAAGAAAGGUGACGAUGAUAAGUUAAUUCUGUGUGAUGAGUGUAAUCAAGCCUUCCACCUGUUAUGUCUGCGGCCAGCUCUGUAUCGGAUACCCACGGGCGAGUGGCGCUGCCCAGCCUGCCAGCCAUCCACUGAGCGGCGCAGUGCCAGGUUAAGAAACUACAAGGAGGACAGUGAGGAAGAGGAUGACUCCGAGGAGGAAAAAGAGUCUGAAGAGGAAGAAUCCGAUGAGGACCGGGACACUGGCCACUGCUUGAGGCCCAGGAAAAAGUCAAAGUCAUCUUUGAAGUCCAAAGUACAGAGUAAACCACCACAAAGUAGACCGACUCAGGCUAGAUCUGCGCCUCGGGCUAGAUCUCCGCCACGGUCUAGAUCUCAGAGUAAAUCUCCACCACGGAGUAGACAUCCACCACGGUCUAGAUCUCCAGCACAGACUAAACCACCAUCGAAGCAGUCACCACCCAGUGUCAAACCAGCACCUAAAUCACAACCAGCGUCGAGCAACUCUGCCGACAUCAAUGAGCUGGUUCGACUGAGCUCCAAGACUGGAAAUAGGAAACAAACGGUUCAGUUGGAGAAAUGUGAGGAGAUCCUUCAGAAGCUUGUGAAGUUCCGCUACAGCUGGCCCUUCAGGGAACCAGUGUCUGCUGAAGAAGCCGAGGAUUAUCAAGAAGUCAUCAGCAACCCUAUGGACUUCGCCACCAUGCAGAACAAGUUCACGUCCCACCAGUACCGCAGCGCCCAAGACUUCCUAGAGGAUAUGAAGCUCAUCUACUCCAAUGCAGAGGAGUACAACCAGCCUAGAAGCCAUGUCCUCAGCUGCGCUGAGCGCACAGAGCAGGCUUUCAUUGAGCUUCUGCAGAAGAGCCUGCCUGGGGCCAGCUACCUGCGCCGUCGAAUGCGCAAACGCCCUGCAUUAUCCUCUGAGGAGGAGGAGCAGGAGGAUGAGGAUGACGACAAAGGGGAGAAGAUACAGAACGGGAAGCAAGCAAAAGCCAGACAGAAGGAUGAUGGUGAGGAAGAUGCGAGACAACGGAAAACCAAGCAAAGCGGUGGACGGCUAAAACAUGCUGACAGCGAAAGCAAGGAAGAGGAUGAAGAAAUUGUAGAGAGGAAGAGCAAGCGGACGAAAAGGAAAUUUUAUCAGGAACAGGAAAGCGACGGUGAGAAGGAUGGCAGAAGAACUGGAUUGAGAAGAACGUCACGUUCUGUGACUUACGACAAGGAGGCUAGUAGUGACGAGGACUCUCUGGCCCAGCAACAUUCCAGGAGGCUAAAACGCUCAUGAAGACCGGGGGCUUUUUUUUUUUUUCUUUUUUUUUUUUCUUCCUUUUUCCUUUAUCCUUUUAAUCACAAGGCAUCACGGGCCACCCCAUACCCACUGCAUAUCUGGCAGAACCCUCCCUCGCCCCCAAUGUAGAUGUUUCUGUUUAUUUGACUAUUUGGGGGUUUUAUGUUCAUAUUUUGGAGAAAGCUGAUUUAUAUUUGUAAGUUGAUUAAUUACUGUGACACUUGUUUAUCAACCUGGAGAUUUGCAUUUGAAAACAAGAUGUCAUCUCUGAGCUCUUAAUAUGUUUUUUUUUUUCGUUUGAUAUUUGCCCUAAAAAAAAGGGAUAAAAAAAAAAGAAAUUAACCAUUUGUAUUCCCUGAAAGUUUGUAAUUGUGUUGCAACACCUAGCCACAUCACAUUUCGAUGAUGUCGAAGGAUGUUUCAGAAAGCACUCUAAAAUAAUUUAAAAAAAAUAUCUACCAGAAUGGAACUUGGACUGGUUGUGAAGACCCUCAUGCAACCUUUCAAUUGAAGUAACCAGUGACUGUCUAUGAAACUGACCUUAUGUGCUCUGCAUUUUCUGAGCUGUUUAAUUGACACGUACCACUCAUGGUGGUAUGACGUGGAACUAAAAGUCAUCUUUUUGUCCUUUUUUGUUUUUGGUCAUUUCACAAUAAAAAUGAUUAUUGUCCUUAAGUUUGGUUGAAUAAUUUAGGCAGGCAAGGCCUUUUUUUGAAUAAAAAUGAAGCUUGGAAAUAAGCAGGAGUAUUGAACACUAUUUUGUAAAGUGGCCUGUUGGCGUCUCGAUAAUCUUAACUCGUGCUGCUCUUAUUCCCUUGAAGCCAGUAGAUGUCACUCUACUACAAUAUAACUUAAGAGAUUUAUUGCUCUCAAGAUAAAGUUCCCCUUGCUGUUAAACUGACAUUUGAAUGUUAUAUCCCCACUAAAGACCUUGCAGUGAUGAACUUAAUCAAAAGUCAACAAUCAGUAUAAUAAAAGCAAAUACAGAUCCGUUUUAUAACCCUUGACUAUGACACUAUGCCUGAAAUUCCAGUGUCUGAUUGGAUGGCACAGAAUGGGUUUCAAGUUUGGGUGUUGUGUGCUUGUCCAUUCAUCAAACAUGCCAUAACUAUCAUUUUAGACGGCAUUUUGCAUUUGAUCACAGAAGUCUCGGGAUAGUUUGCCAUAUUCGCUGCAAUAAGUGUUCAAAUGUGCAGUCUUGGUUUGAAGACUUCAGGUAUGGUAGUCCACAACGAAAGUUUUGUGUAAUGUCAUCACGUAUUCAUGACAAUUCUUGAUUGAAACAAAUUUUUAAUGAAGGUUUCUGCUUGUAUUCUCCCCUCCCCAUCUAGAUUUGGCUCAAGCUUAAUUUGGUAAAAGGAAAACAAGGUCAUUGUAUCAUAACCUUUUUGUGUCUCUGGACUUGACGUCACGGUUUUUGUGCUUUUUUACUUUUAUUACCAUUUUCGUAAACUUACAGCAUAUUCAUCUUCAAUUUCCAUUAUCAUCACAAUGGCUGGGAAAUAACUGAUAAACGGGCAGAAACUUUGGAAUGUACCACCAAGAUGUUCUGGAUUCUGUCCUCUGGUUCAAGUGAGUCUCCUCACAGUUGUAAAUGCUUUCUUUCAGGUUGGAGGUAUUAGUGGUGAUCAAAUACAGUUAAUAUGUAUUUAUAGCUCUGCAACUUGGUAGGGAUGUUCUUUAAGAAUUUCCUAACCUCUUUUGCACCCUCUGAUUUUUUUUGAGACUUCAUUUUUAUUUCUAAAAGUGUUUUCCUUUUAUAAAGAUCCUUUUAGUGUCACUGCCAGUUGUAAAAUCUUGUUAUAUAAAAGUGA
Messenger RNA from Xyrauchen texanus (razorback sucker), 7248 nucleotides. Its product is annotated as tyrosine-protein kinase BAZ1B-like. Gene Ontology annotation, molecular function: protein binding; histone H2AXY142 kinase activity. Gene Ontology annotation, biological process: chromatin remodeling. Gene Ontology annotation, cellular component: WICH complex. Lineage: Eukaryota; Metazoa; Chordata; Actinopteri; Cypriniformes; Catostomidae. The record is from RefSeq and is a predicted model, not a curated record.